GAUCAGCCAUGCGCGUUCCUCCAGCCGUUACCAUGGUUACCGUUGCCUGCUCGUGAAGCUUGUUGACAUCCGAGCGAAGUUUAAGACAAUGGGGGCCUGAACUACACCAAAGCAAACCAUGGAUGAGGGCGUGCAGCUGGGGGAGAGCGGGCCCGUUAAAAACGUUGCGAAAUCUGGACGAAGAGCCCGUCUCGGAGCAGACCAGUCACUUGGAGAUGCCCGCAGCGCCAGAAAGCCCUCCACGUCCGCUUCUGCCGGAGAAGGUCCCCCUCCUAAGCCACCCAGGAGGCAGGGCGGCUGGGCAGAAGAAAGCUCCACGUCCGGUUCCGGCAAAUCUUCAAGAAGAGCCGCCGCGGACGACCUGGAAGACCGCCGGCUGCGACCACAGACUCCCCAAGGAUCCGAUGAUGAUGGAGAUAUUCCAGUCAUUCCAGAUUUGGAGGAAGUGCAAGAAGAAGAUCUCAACAUGCAAGUAGCCGCUCCACCAAGUGUUCAAGUCAAUCGGGUAAUGACCUACCGGGACCUGGACAAUGAUCUGAAAUAUUACUCUGCAUUCCAGACUCUUGAUGGAGAGAUCGACUUGAAGCUCCUCACAAAGGUUUUAGCACCAGAGCAGGAGGUGAAGGAGGAAGAUGUGCUUUGGGACUGGGAUCAUCUGUUUACAGAGGUGUCCUCAGAGCUGCUCAUGGAAUGGGAUCAAGGAGAGAGCGACGAGCAGGCUUCAUAGCCUACAACCUGAACACAAACGUCUGGACUGAACGGCUCCAGUGGGAACUGAGAAGCCAGUGACUUGAAUCACUGAAAAUAUUCACUUACAGUGUGAUAUCUACAAUUUAUAUUUCUUAACUAAAUCUGUGUGUGCAGUAGUAGCAUUUUCAUUUUUUUUUUGCUAAAUGAACACUUUCUGGGAUUUGCAUCCCUGAAGGUUUGUUUUGGGACUUUCACCACUGUAGUAACUUUUUUUUUUGAAGGCCUGUCCUGGCUAUAGCAUUCAUUAUCAACACCCUCAUACAAGUCCAAGGUUGAUAAUCAGCUAAGCUGAAAUCCAGUUGAUUGUGUUCAAAUUAACAUUCCUCAUUAAGGUCCACAACCCUAUUGUUAUUGACCGUGCCAUUGACUUUAUCUUGCAGCUCUUCGAUAGGAGCAACCCCUUCACUAUUAUCUCAAAUGCAUUGAACACAGUUCCUAUUGACACCGGGUGGAUUAGCAUACAUUACACCUUUAUAUUGGAUAAACAGGAAUACGUGGAAAUUGGCUCUUGUUCAAAUUGCUUUUUAAAGUUAAAAAAAAAAAAAGAUACGAUGAGGACAGCGCAGGUUCAAGGACGCCGUUUGCUACGACACGUUCAUGCUAAAUUUGUUUAAUUCACGAAAUGCUUGGCGUGGUGCGUGUUGAACACGAGCCAGUCGCGUCAAUCAGCAUUCAGUUUCGUCUUUGGUCGGUUCAUGUGUGUGAAUUUCAAUGGAGACCUCCAAUGUGCGUGCACGUCUAUUAGGGAAACAGUUGUAACAUUUACAGAUUGUGAUUAGGUUUAUGUCUGAGACGCAGAGCGCUCUCCUGACAUUUGAAGAUGCGCAGCCAAAGACCUCAAGGACACAAAGUCUAUGCAUCUAACAAGCUCAGUCACUGGCCAUCAAAACGAUGCCAUUUUAUUUAUUAUUUUUUCGCCCGCCCGUUAGUUGGGCUUCGAAUCUGCUCCAUCAAGUUUAAUUCUUCUGGAUGAAGCUAUCAUGCAGCUUAGUUGUGCUCUGAAUAUUUAUAUGCUGUGGAAUACUGGAGCUCCAGUGCAGCAAGUAUUUCCCUAUUAGACAUACAAACGCUCACUCUUGCCACCUCCGCAAUUGGCUCAUUUUGCCAGAUUUAAUGAAUUCUGCCCAUAUGUCCUGAGCAGCUGCUACGCUGCCCCUUCCUCCCGCCCCCGCCGAGCCGCGAAGUGCCCAUCCAUGUACAGACAACCUCUAGCUGUCUCUCUGGAGAAGGCUAAGCCUGCCACUCCUACGCUGGCAGCCGGCCGCCGCUGUCAGAGGUGAACCGCGGCCGCUGCGAGGGCUCAGAUUAAGGCCCGGUGGUCGCGGGUCGCGGCCCGCCUCCAAAAAAUGCCGCGAACAUUGGUGCAUCAGAGAGUGGAUUAUUGAGAGGGAGAGGAUGGGGGGGGGGGUGGUGAGUGGGGAAUGCGGAGAUGCUGUUUGCCAUGUGCUCUCAUCCAGGUUCUCAAAGUGACCUCUCUACUGCCUCAUCCUGAUGCUCUCCUUUAUUCUCCCCAUGUUGCUUAUUAUCUACAGUGUAUUGGGAUGCGGCGGCAGGUCUCGGAAUGACCUCCUCUUGUCUGGGUGCAGUGAAUUCAAUCACAUCAAAACAACAAUAUUUCUUGUGAGGCAGUUACGGCAGAAGCUUUCGGAUGAACACGGUGUCAGCGGUAGGUGAAGUCAGGCUGAGUCCGUGUUGGCUGUCAGGUGGUAGGAGACCCACCGCACAAAGGUUUAGGGUGCCAUUUGGGUUUUUUUUCUCAGUCAUAUCUCUAUUAUGAUAAUGGAGCUUUUACAGCCCAGAUGCCCCAAUAUAUUCCUUGACCCCCCCGCCCCCCAACCCCUGCCAAGAUCAGCGAUGACUAUUUCAAAUUUAGUAGAGUGACGAACUUCUUCUCUGAAGUCCAGUGUACAAUGUUGGAACGCUUAUGCCUGUUAUUAGUUCUGUUUUUUUUCUUAUCAACCCUGGUCAUUUUUAACAAUGAUAAGGUUACAUCCAUCCAUUUUCUGAGCUGCUUAUCCUCACGAGGGUGCUGGAGCCUAUCCCAGCUAUCUUCGGGCAGGACACGGGGUACACCCUGAACUGGUCGCCAGCCAAUCGCAGCCCACAUAAAAACAGUCAUUCGCACUCUCGGGCAAUUUAGUCAUCAAUUAAUCUACCAGUAGUCGCACUUAUAUCAACCUUGCUCUUGUCAAAUUGUAACCCAUUUUUACUUCACUCGUGUUUGGGAGAUUUUGUGAAGGGACUUGUGAACAGUUUGAAUUAGCAAUCAUUAACACGAAACAUUCAAGCUUUUGCCAGAAAGUGAAAAAAAAAAGGGAAAUCCUACCGGAACAGCUGAAAUGUACUUAAGGUUGAUCGGAGGUACUUAAAUUGGGGCGAGUGUGUGCUGAGCCCCAUUUAACAUUUCGAAUGUUACAUGGUAAAUUCUGAGACAGCCACAUCCCGGUUCAGAAGAGUGCAUGGUGACCGGCACAACCACAUGAUCUCAGUUGUCAAAGCAAUAUGAACAAAGUUUUUUGGGCACAGAAACCCCAAUGUAAAAUUCAUUUUUAUCUACUUUUAACGUAAUUUGAAAUGUAAAGUGAUCACAUUUUCAAUAGUUGCUACAAUUCGCUGUCUAAUAUUCACCAUCCGUGCCACCAGGCAGAACACUCAGCCAAUCGCAGUUACGCUUUUUUUUAGUCACCUGACAUCACGUCCUAAGAAAGCGUAACUGCGAUUGGCUGGCUGUUCGCUUCUGACCUGGUGCCACAGACUGUGAGUUUUAGACUGCGAAUUGCAGCCAGUUGAAUUAACAUUGAAAGAUUACACUGAAAUAUGACCAUUGAAAAUGUGAUCACUUUACAUUUCAAAUUCAAAUCCUGUUUUCUGUUGCAUUUCAAAUUCAAAUCUUGGUUGCACAUAUUUACUUCCAUAUAAAACCAUCUCAAAUUAGAGCAGGUUUCAUCCACAUACAGUAAUUUCUUACGUUUUGCUGAUGACGUCUCUUUUUUUCCCUUUGCUUUGUUUUUGGUUGGUACAUUGAUGGAACUGACAUGAACCCAAGAGCAACCUUGCACCAUACUAUUUGUUUUACUUCCUCUGAUUACUUCCCCCCUCCCCCUGCAUAUAUUUUGAUAUGGGGGGGGGGGUGUAACUGGAAGGCUAGAAUACUUAAUUGGCUUUAAUAUGCUGUGGUGUUGACAGACAUUGAUGUAUCCUAUCUGCUUUCAAUAUUUGGCUUCCACGAGGUCCAAAAGCAAUAUAGUGUUCUGUAAUUAAAGAAAAUGGGGAUAUUUAGCGAUUGUCCAGGCCCCUCAGGUACAGAGUGAGGGGUGAGGACAGACAUGCCAAGGCUUGUGCAAUAUUUGGACCAGUUGUAUUCUAUCAGGGGCCACGUGCUGGUCACAGGUCCCCUGUCAGUAACUGGUCCAGCACGACAUCACUCAGGUGCGCGGAACCAGCCAAAGCGCCAGUCUGUCAUGAAGUCAUGAUUAGUGGUCUAAAAAAGACAAGAAUGCAAGUGGAAGGAUGCCAACCCUUUGCACAAUCUGUAGAAGUCAUACAUGGAUUAUGUGGAAUAAUAUUGAUCAAGGGCCACCUGUAAUUGAUAGUGGUAUUUAUUGUCUCCACGCAACCAAGAAAAAGGCGUUUAAAAAAAAUCAUCAAAAGAUUUAUCUUUAUUUUGUCUUGAUGUUACAUCAAUACCUGCGCAAGAAAGGUACAAAAAAAUCUUUAUAAUACACAUUUGUACCUUUAUACCAUAGAGCGAGAGCGAGAGCGAGAGAGAGAGAGAGAGAGAGAGAGAGAGAGAGAGAGAACAGCUCUCAGUACAGUGCUGCGUUGGCAGUUCUACAGCAAUACAAAAUUCACCGCAAAACUGUGCAAUCAAAUACUUUAAUGACAGUGUCAAUCAAAACUGACAAUCUGCUACAUCACGUGACCUCGUCCGGAAAACAAUUUCGCGGACUUCCCGUGUAUACUGCGUUCACAAGAGAUUAAAAGUGUAAUCUCUUUUUUUUUUUCUUACCCUGCGUGCCAAGUGCAACAAUGAGCUAGUAGGGUCAAAGUCAUCAGCGCUGAUGCCACACUGACAAGAAAAACUAAAGAACACAGAUGACACCGCAUUGCGUACAAUUACGACAAAUUCACUGGAAAAUGAAAAAUGUCCUGUAUUGAGAGCAGACGAUUUGGCAUUGAAAAACGUCAACUUCAAGAAAAGCGGUUGAGAAAUGAGCAAGGUAAAACUUAAUUUUUAUGUGUAUGCAUUACCUUUGAUGGGAACGUCGCCCCUGCCAACAUGGCCACCUCGUAGGCGUCAAUCAAUGCUGGCUCGCUCCAGUGCGGAGGUGCAGGGGAGGAGAAACGCCGGAGGCUCCAUCUGCUGAGGGCUCACCACAGACUCUACAGCCUGCCCGGGGAGAAGAGUUGAGUCCUCUGCCACGGGGGUCUCGCAGUGGUGCACUACCAAGUGGCACAUCACACGUCAUAGACCAGCUGGCUUGACCCUCUCCGAUACUGUGGUUACCGAUCUGCCCUGGGGCCAGCCUACCUGAGUCAGAUUCCUGGGAUUGCUGUUUUUCCAGAUAACUGGAAACGGGUGAGCAGGCUGGGAAAGGCCACUCAGAAGCGAGGUUGGGCUGCGGGCCUGGAGAAUUCGGCUGAGGUGUGCUACUGUUACCGCCCAAGACCUUGCCGGCCAUGACCGCAACGGGAAAUUUGGAGCAACGUCCUGAUGCCCAUUUGACACGAUUGAAACAGUUGUAAUUUGUGAGUGCUGUGUUUGUAGAAACAAAAGUUAAAGUUGUGCCACAGCCCCGUGGGAGUAAGGGGGAAGGGGGCAGCAUCGUUGAGAGUGAACUGUACGAGAUGAAAAGGGUCAUUGCCACAGUUCCCAGGGCAAAAAGGUGCCCACUCUCCAGAAGUGUCAGCAAUAUCGAGCUCAAUUGAACGCGAGAGGUCAGAGUGACUUUACAUCGAGAUCUUGCUUUCAGUCAGCACAGUCAAGCGCGUUGUUGUGGUUUGCCACAUUCCACUGGAGCAUUGUUUUUUUAAAAGAAAAGACAACACAAAACCUGGUCCUCCCAAGGCCACAUAUUAUUAGUUGGUACUAAGAAAAGAUUUAAGUAUCUGACCUCAACCAUACAGAAUCUUUCAGUUGCAGGAAAAACAAUCUUUAAUAUAACAGCUUUGGUGUGACAUUAGGGCAGUAACUAACAAUUAUUUAAAUAAUCGAUUGAUCUGCUGAUUUUUUUUUUUUUUGGAUUGAUGAAUCAGAUUAAAAACACUUGAUAAUCACCAUCCCUUUAUUAAAAAACAGGACAGAAAAUGGACAACCAUAAAUUGAUUAGGAUUCAGUUAUUGUUUUUGGUUCAGUUUGGUUUUGCUAUUUGUUUUGGUAACGUUUCAUCAAAUAAGCAAAAACAUUGAUAAUUGUUUGCUUCAGUAAAAAAAAAAAAAAGUUUGCAAAUAUCUGAACAAACAUAAAGAUAAUCAGACAGCUUUAUCUUUACACUAAAUUUACCGUAAUUUCCGGCCUAUAAACCACAAAUUUUUUCACACGCUUUCAUUCCUGCAGUUUAGGGUUAGGGUGAUGCGGCUAAUUUGUGUAUUUUUUUCUAACGGCCGGAAGGGGGCACUUGAGCGGAAAAGGUAAGAGUGAGACCGGUGGAAUAUAUGUGUCGAGGAAGUGACUUUUACCUGUCUGGCCCUGUUAGCGCUGCGCUAGUGUGUUACUGCCGUGUCUCAAUGAUUUUUACCGGUAUGUUUUUUUUUUAACCGGCCCUGUUAGCGCAGCGGCGCUACAGUUAAUCUCUGUGUACCGUUUUUUUUUUGCAAAUAUGUCGUGUUUCAAUGUACGUUUCAAUGUGGGCACUUGCGGCUUUUACACGGCUGCGGCCUAUGUAUGUACCAAAUGGUAUUUCCUUUACGAAUGUACUCGGUGAGGCUUAUAACCAGGUGCGCUCUGUAGGCCGGGAAAUACGGUUAUUUGUUAGAUUUACUGUUCAUAGGGUGAAAUUCUGAUUGUUAAACGAGGUCUCUGAACAAUUAAUCAGUUAUCAAAAAUCAUCAUCUUUUAUCCAAUUUGUUUUUGAUUAAUCGAUGAAUUGUUGCAAAUCAAUUAGAAACCACACAAUAUUUUCGAGAAACUGGAAUAUGCUGCCUGCAAACACAUCGAACUGUUUUCUCUUUUGUGUUCGAAUAUUGACACAUUACACUACUUGUCAAUUGUCACUGUCAAAACAGAACAAAUCAGUCAUCAGAUGGUUUGUUGUCAUGUCUCAGAAUCAUCCAGAAAAAAAAGCAUUCUUGACUUCAUCUGUUUUUUGAUUGCAUUCAAAAAAAGUUAAUAAAACCACAAGCAAAAGUUUGA
Syngnathoides biaculeatus (alligator pipefish) is the source of this 7102-nucleotide messenger RNA. It is a transcript of the gene ift43, whose product is annotated as intraflagellar transport protein 43 homolog A. Lineage: Eukaryota; Metazoa; Chordata; Actinopteri; Syngnathiformes; Syngnathidae. Gene Ontology annotation, biological process: intraciliary retrograde transport. The record is from RefSeq and is a predicted model, not a curated record. Gene Ontology annotation, cellular component: intraciliary transport particle A; cilium. The transcript has 12 exons. Bases 119 to 727 code for a protein of 202 amino acids.